GGAAAAUUUACAUAAACAUUGCUACAAAUGGCAAUUUACGUAGGACAAUUUAUCAUCAUCAUUUUGGCCUUAUUGUGUGCUUCAUCAUAUUCUCAUCAUGAUAAUGUAGUGCCAAGUCAAAACAUAUCUUCUCCUUCAUUCACCCGCAAGGACUUCCCUCCAAAUUUCCUAUUUGGAGCUAGUGGAUCUGCAUAUCAGUUUGAAGGGGCUGCAGAUAAAGCUGGCAGGGGACCGAGUAUCUGGGACACCUACUCUAGAAACCAUUCUGAGAGAAUUUCGGACCACACUACCGGUGACAUUGCAAUAGACUUUUAUCAUCGAUACAAGGAAGACAUAAAAAUGAUGAAAUAUGAAGGAAUGGAUGCCUUCAGAUUUUCCAUCUCUUGGUCUCGAAUUUUGCCAUAUGGAAAGGUGAGCAAGGGCAUCAAUCAGCAGGGUAUUACCUUCUACAAGAAUCUAAUUGAUGAACUCAUUGCAAACGGUAUAAUACCUACGGUCACCCUAUUUCAUUGGGACGUUCCUCAAGCAUUGGAAGAUGAAUAUCAAGGAUUUCUCAGCCCUCUAAUUGUGGAUGACUUUAGGGAUUACGCAGAUCUUUGCUUUAGAGAAUUUGGAGAGAAGGUGAAGCUGUUUACAAGCAUUAACGAGCCAUGGACUUUUGCAUCCAAGGGCUAUGACUCCGGCGAUUUCGCCCCCGGCCGCUGCUCUCCGUUCAUGAACUCCGCCAUCGGCUGCCUUGGCGGUGACUCUGCCACCGAACCUUACAUUGUUGCCCAUCACAUCCUUCUUGCCCAUGCUGCCGCCGCAAGGCUUUACAAACAGAAAUAUCAAGCAAUACAAAAGGAGGAAAUAGGAAUUGUGUUGGUGUCCCAUUGGUUUGAGCCAUAUUCCUCUACCCAAGAAGACAGAAAAGCGGCUCAACAAGCUAUUGAUUUCAUGUUAGGAUGGGCAUUGCAUCCACUAACUUAUGGCGAUUAUCCGAAGAGCAUGAGGAGUCUAGUUGGAGAGAGAUUACCAAAGUUCACUCCCGACCAAUCAGAGAUGCUACACCUUUGAUUCUCAAGCCAACCUCACGUCAAAGAAGGAUGGACAGCUCAUUGGUGAAGCGACGGGCUCAGUAGAAUUUUUCGUUGUUCCGAGCGGACUUAAAAAGCUGCUUCUUUACACAAAGCAGAACUACAAAAAUCCUACCAUUUAUAUUACCGAGUGUGGGAUGUCAAGCUUGCGUGUCACUUCAGCCGUUCAGGAAGGAGUUAAUGACAUUCAAAGGGUUAACUUUUACCGUAGCCACAUUUCCGCCCUCAAAGACGCAAUGGAGUUGGGUGGGAAUGUCAAAGGCUUCUUUGCAUGGUCAUUUUUUGAUAAUUAUGAAUGGAGCUCAGGGUAUACAAGCAGAUUUGGUCUUAACUUUAUAGAUUACAAAAACGGCCUAAAAAGAUAUCCCAAAAAAUCUGCUAUAUGGAU
Cuscuta campestris is the source of this 1464-nucleotide messenger RNA. The record is from the annotation of a GenBank genome assembly. Lineage: Eukaryota; Viridiplantae; Streptophyta; Magnoliopsida; Solanales; Convolvulaceae.